UACAUUCACUUUUACAGUUCUGCUACUGUAAGGAUGAAGUUAACUGUUUUUCAAAUGAUAGUAUAGAAAUUCUGCACAUAAUUUUGACCAAAUGCUAAUGGAAAUAAUGCCCCAACUGUGAAUUAAAACUAAAAGUACAAAAAUACAUGUAUUUAGUUAAUUUGGCAGGGGCACUGGAAAGUAUUUGUGUUCCUCAGUGACACUUUUAAACAGUGAGGGAUAGUUCAUCUAAAAAUUAAAAUUAAACCUCAAUUUCCCACCCUCAUGUCUUUUCAAACCUGUAAGACUUUCAUUCAUCUUCGGAAGACAAAUUAAGUUCUUGAAAUCAUGAGCGAUUUCUAUCCCUCCAUUCAUUGGCAACUACGCAACUAUACCACUUUGACGGUAGAAAAACGAAUCCAUAUGAAUCGAGCGGUUUAGUCCAACAUUUCUGAAGAGCCUUUUUAGAAAACGUUGAAUCUUGGAGAGAAUUUGUCUCAUGAUCAAUGUUGAUAGCUAAUUAAGUGAUAAUGAUAAGGAUUACGGUUUAAUGUUUCUUCUUACGUAAACAAUGCUAAAAAAUCUCGGUUACAUACUCUAAAAGAAGAACUUUAUUCUCACAUAACAGAUUAAAACCGAAUCUAGAUUCAAUAUUUUCAAUUCGGUGUCUCCAUCUAGUGGUUCUGGAGAAGGGAAACCAACACACCAUAGAACACGCACUCGUAGUCUUACGUUUACACAAAAGGCCUAUCCUCAAAUCUUAGAUUUCGCUUUUAACGAGUUUUUACUUUCUUAAUUUUUAUGUCUGAAGUAAGACUAUUUCUAAAUAAUACAUUUCAUACGCAAUAAAAUUGUGACCAACGUGCACUUUCAACAAACAAGACCAAAGGUCAGAAUUCUUUGAACGCUUCCUGACACCAUACUAUGAAGCACACGACGGAUUGUCAUCAGAUUUCACAACGCAGCUUUGCUAACUUGAGUCGGUCUUUGAUAAACACCCAUUUUUGAAUCGACAACAUCAAGACACAUCUUUUGCGGUGGCAAAGGGUUGUUGGCAAAAUGGCAGAGGCUAUACUUGGAGAUCACGACCAGUACAGCUGCUCGAUAUGUUUGGACUUGCUGAACGAUCCCGUGACGAUUCCUUGUGGACACAGUUACUGUACGAGCUGUAUUAACGAAUGCUGGAGUACAGCGGAUAAUAAAGGUACCUACAAAUGUCCACAGUGCAGACAUGCCUUCGAUUCAAAGCCUCCACUCAACAAAAAUACAAUACUUGCUGACAUAAUGGAGAAACUGCUACGAACAAAGCUACAUGAGUCAGAGGCCGCUCGAAGUCUUGCCGGACCUGGAGAGAUUUCAUGUGAUUUCUGUGCUGGAGAAGUUUUCAAAGCUGUCAAGUCUUGUCUGGAGUGUCGAGCCUCUUACUGUGAGACACACGUAAACCCACACUAUAAUGUUCCAGCCCUGAAGAAACACAAGCUGGUGAAAGCUACCGUCAUACCAAUAUGCUCCAAACAUGACAAGCUCCUUGAGGUUUACUGUAGAACAGACCAGGUUUGUGUCUGCAUGCACUGUUUAAUGGAUGACCAUAAAGGCCACGACACAGUGCCAUCUACAAUAGAGCGUGGUGAGAAACAGAUGAAACUCACAGACACUCAGACAAAAGUCAAGCAGACAAUCCAUGCAAAAGAGAAAGAGCUGCAGAAGAUGAAAAUGGACAUCACAUCCCAUUCAGCUUCUGCAAAGGAGGCUGUGAAAAACAGUACAAGAGCCUUUACUGAAUUGGCCAAAUUUAUUGAGAAAAGAAGUAAUGAAGUGAUUGAAAAGAUAAAAGCUCAAGAAAAGGCUGAUCUGGACCAAGGUGAAAAACUACAAGAGAAACUUGAAGGGGAAAUUACUGAGCUGAAGAAGAGGGAAGGAGUCCUAGAGACACUUCUACAGACAGAUGACAGCAUCCACUUUCUUCAGAAUUAUGAGUCUAUGUCCUCUUCAUCUGGCUCUGAUGAGUUUCCCAGUCUCUCAUUUCAGCCGUGCUGCUCUUUUGAGGACAUAAGCAAAUUUGUAUGGGAACUUGCUAAAAGACUGGAAACUACUUGUAUGCAGGAAACAAAAAAAACAAUUAAUAACGUUUCAGAUUUGCCAACAAAGAGUCCUCCAUUUGACAUUAAAGUUGGAGACACAGUCCGCGUGAAGCCAUCUGUUGUUAUCCCAACACACAAAUGGGGAUCGGUUACUCAUAGUAGCAUUGGGAUUGUUAAAAAAAUCCAGGGCAAGUUUUUGACUGUGGAUUUCCCUGAACAAAAAAACUGGACUGGUGUAGUUUCAGAAAUGGAGCAUGUGACCAGUGCUGGUUCAGAUUUGUUAACAAUGAACGCUUCAGUCGACAUCAAGGUUGGAGACAGAGUCAGAGUAAAACCCUCCAUUACUACCCCAAAACAUAACUGGGGUAGAAACGUCACACAUAAGAGUGUGGGUGUGGUAAAAGACAUUAAAGAUGAUGACAGUCUGGUUGUUGACUUCCCUGGACAUGCAAAUUGGAAAGGAAUUCUUUCUGAAAUUGAGCGAGUAACUAAUGAUGAAGAGAAUGGACCUUCAAGUCUGGAGUCCAAUAUUAAGAUUGGAGACAAAGUCCGGGUGAAGCCGUCUGUUGUUACUCCAACACACAAAUGGGGAGCAGUCACUCACAAAAGCAUUGGUGUUGUUAAAAAAAUUCAGGGUGAGUCUUUGACUGUGGAUUUCCCUGAGCAAAAAAACUGGACUGGUUUAGUUUCAGAAAUGGAGAUUGUGGCCGGUGCUGAUUCAGACAUCAAAUGUGAUAACGGUCUGAUUGUUGACUUCCCUAAACAUGCAAAUUGGACAGAAUUGUGCUCUGAAAUGGUGGAGCUAGUAACCAAAGAUGAUGAGUUGUGUAGUAAUUAUACACAGUAUCAUAACAGAUCUUCAAAUCUGGAUUCCAAUAUUAACAUUGGAGACAAAGUCCGCGUGAAGCCGUCUGUUGUUACUCCAACACACAAAUGGGGUGCAGUCACUCACAAAAGCAUUGGUGUUGUUAAAAAAAUUCAGGGUGAAUCUUUGACUGUAGAUUUCCCUGAGCAUAAAAACUGGACUGGUUUAGUUUCAGAAAUGGAGAUUGUGACUGGCUCUUGUACAGUCGACAUCAAGGUUGGAGACAAAGUCAGAGUGAAACCUUCCAUAACUACACCAAAACAUAAUUGGGGCGAACAUGUCACCCACACGAGUGUGGGUGUGGUAAAAGAGAUCAAAUUUGAUGAUGUGAUCGUGGAUUUCCCGAAACACAAAGGAUGGAAAGGGAUUCUCUCUGAAAUGGAAUUGAUAAAUGAUUCAGAGGCUGACGUUGCAGGAUCCUCCUAGAUCAUGAUCAUGUGACCGUGGACCUCCCUGCUCACCUUUUUCUUUUGUGACUGAGUUUAGAUCAUAAAAACAUGUCUGUGUCUUUUGUAAGUUUGUAGUCAUGUGUCUCUUCCACAUAAUUCCUUUUUAUUCACAUCUGUCUUACAGUCCUUCUAAACUCUGGAAAGUUAUUUGAUUAGACAUGCAUAAAUAUUGCAAAUCCAGUUUCAAAAACCAACCCUGUUCCCAUUUUUUUCUGUUCUUCUUUUUGACUCAUGUGAUUGCAUAUUUGAAUAUAGCCUUGCUAUAUGGCUGCUGUAGUUAGAAAGAAGAAUAUAUGUUACAUGUCUUUCUUAAUAGGUAUAUAGACAGGCAUUAGUAGUAAAUUAUCAACUGAAAUUUAUGUUCCAGCUCAGGGAAUGUGCACACACAGAAUAUUGUUCAGUUUUACAUUUAGGCCUUUAAAAGGCCUACAUUUAAAAAUAAAAUAUCUGUCAAAAUACCAUACAAGGACACAAAUAGUUCUGAAUUUUUGGUAUUUUUGUCUUUUGAGUGAACUUAAUAAACUGUGCCUCUAUAUUCAA
Pimephales promelas (fathead minnow) is the source of this 3914-nucleotide messenger RNA. The record is from RefSeq and is a predicted model, not a curated record. NCBI's taxonomy places the organism in Eukaryota, Metazoa, Chordata, Actinopteri, Cypriniformes, Leuciscidae.